Molecule: messenger RNA, 699 nt
Organism: Zonotrichia albicollis (white-throated sparrow)
Lineage: Eukaryota; Metazoa; Chordata; Aves; Passeriformes; Passerellidae
Product: feather beta keratin-like
Cellular component (GO): intermediate filament
Molecular function (GO): structural constituent of cytoskeleton
Source: RefSeq, a predicted model, not a curated record
AUGUCCUGCUACGACCUCUGCGCCCCAACCUCCUGCGGCCCCACGCCGCUGGCCAACAGCUGCAACGAGCCCUGUGUCCGGCAAUGCCAGGACUCCACCUACGUGAUCCAACCCUCGCCCGUGGUGGUCACCCUGCCCGGGCCCAUCCUCAGCUCCUUCCCCCAGAACACCGCCGUGGGAUCCUCGGCGUCCGCGGCCGUCGGGGAUGCUCUGAGCGCCGGGGGAGUGCCCAUCAACUCGGGCAGCUCCUCGGGGCUGGGCAGUUUGGGGUACUCGGGUCUGGGGGGGCUCUAUGGGAGGUCCUACCGGCGCUCCAACCGCUGCGGGCCCUGAGGGAGCCGCGGGAAGGGAUGAGCAGGAGAUGGAAACGCGAUGGGAUGCAGGAAAGCGCAAUCGGAUGCAGGAAAGCGAGAUCGGAUGCAGGACUGAGCCCGUGCCCACCCGCUUGCUGACCCCCGCAGCUUUGCCCUGAGCUCCCGGCGCUGCAGGAGCUUGGCUUUCCCCAUUUGAUGCCUUUCUGUGCAAUCAGGGAGGUGAAAAAUGUCACUCGAUUGUCGCUGGGUGUCCAGCUGUAAAGCACUGCCUGGAAAUGGGUGAUGAAUUUUAAUCCCUUAUUCAACCUUUCUGUAUUCAACCCUUCUGCUUUCUUUUGCUGUAUUUUUUUUUAAAUUCUACUUCUUGCUCAUUAAAUAGAUGGCG